Messenger RNA from Metarhizium acridum CQMa 102, 978 nucleotides. RefSeq names its product Small subunit processome complex component (gene NOP1). Gene Ontology annotation, molecular function: rRNA methyltransferase activity; RNA binding; histone H2AQ104 methyltransferase activity. Gene Ontology annotation, cellular component: nucleolus; small-subunit processome; box C/D methylation guide snoRNP complex. NCBI's taxonomy places the organism in Eukaryota, Fungi, Ascomycota, Sordariomycetes, Hypocreales, Clavicipitaceae. Gene Ontology annotation, biological process: box C/D sno(s)RNA 3'-end processing; rRNA methylation. The record is from RefSeq and is a predicted model, not a curated record.
AUGGCCUUCGGUGCUCGAGGCGGUCCCCGCGGCGGCGGUGCUCGUGGAGGCGGUCGUGGAGGCGGCCGUGGAGGAUUUGGCGGUGAUCGUGGUGGUCGCGGUGGUGCCCGUGGUGGUGCUCGAGGCGGCCGUGGUGGUGCCGGUGGUAGAGGCGGUGCUUUUGGCCGUGGAGGUCGGGGAGGUGGUCGCGGUGGUGCUGGACGCGGCGGUGCCCGUGGGGGCGCUGGCCAGAAGGGUGGUGCCAAGGUUAUCAUUGAGCCUCACCGUCACCCCGGCGUGUUCGUUGUCCGUGGCGGCAAGGAAGAUGGCAUCGCAACCCGGAACCUAACGCCCGGCGAGUCUGUCUAUGGCGAAAAACGCAUUUCUGUCGAUGAGACUGUCAAGAAUGACGACGGCACUUCCACAACAACCAAGGUUGAGUACCGUAUGUGGAACCCCUUCCGAAGCAAGCUUUGUGCUGCCAUUGCUGGAGGUGCCGACGACAUCUACAUGCGCCCUGGCUCCCGUGUCCUCUAUCUUGGCGCUGCCUCUGGCACCUCUGUCUCGCACGUUGCCGAUCUCGUUGGUCCUACCGGAUACGUCUACGCCGUCGAGUUUUCUUCCCGAUCUGGUCGUGACCUCAUCAGCAUGGCCUCCAGGCGAACCAACGUUGUUCCCAUUGUCGAAGAUGCCCGUCAGCCCGCUCGUUACCGCAUGAUUGUCCCCAUGGUGGACGUCAUCUUUGCCGACGUUGCUCAGCCUGACCAGGCACGUAUUGUUGCCAUGAAUGCCAACUGGUUCCUCAAAGUCGGUGGCGGUAUUCUUAUCUCCAUCAAGGCAAACUGCAUCGACAGCACUGCCCCUCCUGCUGAGGUUUUUGCCAGCGAAGUCCAGAAGAUGCGAGCUGAGGCCAUCAAGCCUAAGUUCCAGCUUACUCUGGAACCUUUCGAGCGUGACCAUUGUUUGGUUGCCGGAGAAUACCAGCGCUAUAAGUCGUAA